AUGACUUCAUCUGAAUAUACUAUCCUUCAAUUACCUGGCGCCCCCGGAAAGGUGCAGGUGACGGUGACUGGGCCGAGGAAGGUCUUGGUGACGUGGGUUCCGCCUCAGCCUCCGACGGGGAAUAUCCUUCACUAUACGUUAUACUCUGUCAAGGAUGACCAGGUGCGGGAUCGGGACGUCGUGGGCGCAGCUGGCUCGGAGUCCACGUGGAGGGAGCUCAGGGACCUCGCUCCUUCCUCCAGAAUCGAGGUGUGGGUGACGGCCACCACGGCCGCCGGCGAAGGCAACCCGUCACCUCGACUCACAGCUCUGCUCAAGCCCACGGCGACACACGCGCCCGUAGCCCUGGGCGGCGGACGGACCUGGCGUGUGGGCGCAGGGGCGGGCGUCACCCUCGGCUGCCGUGGGCGUGGAAAGCCCGCGCCCUCCAUCGUGUGGUCGCGAGGAGGACAGACCAUCACCUCCGGCCAGUUCACGCAACUGCUGCCCGGCGGGGACCUGCACCUGACGGGUGUGCGGGAGACGGCCAACUACACCUGCAAAGUGAGCAACACGAUGGGCGUGGACAGCCUCACGCAUCACGUGAUCGUCGUCACGAUGCCCCCGCCGCCCACUCUGUCCCUCGCUUAUGCCACCCACGAUGCCCUGAACCUGACGAUCGUGCCCACGGGAGACGGUGGGGCGCCCAUCUUAGGUUACACAGUGCACCACCGUGGGCGCGCGGGCGAGUGGGUGGAAACGGAGGUGGACCCCGGGGUGGAGAGCGCGGCUGUGCGCGGCCUUCCCUGUGGGGCGCCGCACCACCUGUACCUGACGGCUUGGAACAGCCACGGCACCAGCCCCCCCAGCCCCGUGCUGGAGGUCAGCACGCACGGCGCUCCUCCCGGACGGCCGAACCCGGCGAAGAUCGUGGAGGUGAAUGCAACCUGCGUCACACUCCGUCUCUACGCCUGGCCCGAGUCCGGCUGCCCCGUCACGCACUGGAAGGUGGAGCAAGGGAGCGAAGACCCCGCCGUUUUGUGGACGCCCUUACACGCCCACGUGACCAGAGACAUGACUGACCUUGGCUUGUGUGACCUGACCUCUGCGUCGAGGCAUCUCCUUCGCCUCACGGCCUCUUCCACUGCCGGAGACACGACGGUGGUUUACCGCGUCACGACGAGAGAUCACACAGGAGGAUCCAUCGCGGCGGAGUCGGUGCAGGAGGUGCAAGUGAGUGGGCCUCCGGGCGUGGGCGGCUGGCUCGACGCCCACGUGGUCGCAGGGGUAGUGAGCGCCCUCCUGUUGGCCGCCGCCCUCAUCAUCUGCGUCUGCGUCGCCGUCAGGAGAAGGAGGUAUGGAGGUUACAGAAAUGACAUGUGGACGUCAGCAGCCAUUUCCCUCGGGUCUGAGACUCACCUUUCCUCGCCUCGUGCACAGAUUCCAGCUGGCAAUCCCCCUCUUUGUUUGCCCUCCCAUCAGAGUAUGCGUCUCCGAAGCAGGCAGGGCGAGAGUCUAGACAACAAGGGCGGCGGCGAGGACGACAACGCCCGUAACUCGGAGCUCACCCGCGCCCACCUCUACUCCCCGACGCCCACCAAGAAGCCGCGGGGCUCCUUGGCAUCCCUCAAGACGCAGGACGACGCCUCCGACCCGUACGAGAUCUGCCCCUACGCCACCUUCAGUGACCGCCACCCGCACGAGGCCCCAGGUUACGCCCACCCACCCAGACAGCGGGCGCAGUCACACUACAAGGAGACAGAGCUCGCCUACAUCAGCAACAGGAGCCGCGGGGAGUACAUAACCCGCCCGAAGUCCAUUCCCGGCAGCCAACCCACCCCUGCGCCUACACCUGCGCCUACGCCCACGCCCAUCCCCAACACUGGCGCCACAGAGACGAGGGCGUGGGCUGAGGACCCCAGAAAGGACACGCGCAGUCGCCCGCAUCGCUCCAGGAGUCGCAACAGAGAAGAACCAGUAUCACCAAGUGUGCCCAGAGACCGCUGCGUUGCUCUUGAUGCCCGUAGCAGCUGCAUACCCGCGGUGCCAGUGUGGCCCGGCUCUGAACAGUGA
This is a messenger RNA of Penaeus vannamei (Pacific white shrimp), 2052 nucleotides long. NCBI's taxonomy places the organism in Eukaryota, Metazoa, Arthropoda, Malacostraca, Decapoda, Penaeidae. The record is from RefSeq and is a predicted model, not a curated record.